UUUAAGUUUUACAAGGACAGCAUGAAGUUUGUCACGUGUUUGUUUAUUGUUGCGUCUAUUGGGAUGAUAUAUUGUAUUUAUCUGUAUGCGAUGCGAAAUGCUGAAAUACGCGAAAUGAUUAUUCGGGCUUUAGAUAUCAUUACAAUUGUGGUUCCUCCAGCAAUGCCCGCCGCCAUGACAGUUGGUAUAGUAUACAGUCAAAGUCGCCUUAGAAAGUUACAGAUUUUCUGUAUCAGUCCUCCGAGAAUUCCAAUCUGUGGAAAGAUAAAACUUGCUUGUUUUGAUAAAACUGGUACUUUAACGCAUGAAGGUUUAGAACUAUAUUCAGUCCUACCAAGUCAAAAGAGCACAUUUAGUGAACCAGUGGAAGAUGUUACCAUUUUAGACGCUCAAGACCCAAUUGUACAAGCAAUGGCCACUUGUCACACUCUGACAAGAAUCGAUGGUAAAAUAAACGGAGAUCCGUUAGAUAUUAACAUGUUUGAGUGUACAAAGUGGAUUUUGGAGGAACCUGGCGAUGAAGAAACCAAUUAUGACGUACUGGCCCCAACUGUGGUCAAACCUGACGUAAAGUUUAAAUCAUCUUCAAAAGAAAAGGAAUUUCUUGGUGAUCUGGAAGAUAUCAAUUACGAGAUUGGUAUAAUAAAACAAUUUCAGUUUGCGUCGAGUUUACAGCGCAUGUCUGUGAUAUGUCGAGUUCUUGGAGCACGCAACAUGAAGAUCUUCUCUAAAGGAGCUCCGGAGAAAAUAGAGUCAAUGUGCCUUAGUGAGACAAUACCUCAGGACUUUAAUACUAAGUUAGCCGAGUUUACCGCACAGGGUUUUCGAGUUAUAGCCCUUGCAUAUAAAGAUUUACCAGCGAAAUUUAAAUGGAAAGACGCACAGAAGGUGAAACGUGAACAAGUGGAAUGUGAUUUGACUUUUCUUGGAUUCAUUGUGAUGCAGAACACUUUGAAAGAAGAAACAACACCAAUUAUUUCAGCACUGCAUUCUGCUAAUAUACGUACGGUAAUGAUAACCGGUGAUAAUGUAAUGACAGCCAUUUGUGUAGCGAGAGAGUGUGGUAUGAUUGGUAUCAAUGACGAUGUUCUUCUUUUACAA
Molecule: messenger RNA, 1101 nt
Organism: Dalotia coriaria
Lineage: Eukaryota; Metazoa; Arthropoda; Insecta; Coleoptera; Staphylinidae
Product: polyamine-transporting ATPase 13A3-like
Exons: 2
Biological process (GO): polyamine transmembrane transport; intracellular calcium ion homeostasis
Cellular component (GO): membrane
Molecular function (GO): polyamine transmembrane transporter activity; ATP hydrolysis activity; P-type transmembrane transporter activity
Source: RefSeq, a predicted model, not a curated record